This is a messenger RNA of Perognathus longimembris pacificus (Pacific pocket mouse), 966 nucleotides long. Its product is annotated as olfactory receptor 10T2-like. The transcript has a single exon. The record is from RefSeq and is a predicted model, not a curated record. Bases 1 to 966 code for a protein of 321 amino acids. Gene Ontology annotation, biological process: G protein-coupled receptor signaling pathway. Gene Ontology annotation, molecular function: olfactory receptor activity; G protein-coupled receptor activity. NCBI's taxonomy places the organism in Eukaryota, Metazoa, Chordata, Mammalia, Rodentia, Heteromyidae. Gene Ontology annotation, cellular component: membrane.
AUGGCCAAUCACACCACAGUGAGCACUUUCCUUCUCUGGGGAUUUUCCAGUUUCCCAGAACUGCAGGAUCUACUCUUUGUCGUGAUCUUCAUUUCCCACCUGACCAUCCUCAUGGCCAAUGUGUCCAUAAUGGUAGCCAUCAAGCUCAGCCACAGCCUUCACACCCCCAUGUACUUUUUCCUCUUUGGCCUGUCCUUGUCAGAAACCUGCACCACGAUGGUAAUCCUGCCUCGCACAUUAGUGGACUUGUUGUCAGAGAGCAAGACCAUUUCCCUCCCUGAGUGUGCCACACAGAUGUUUUUCUUCUUUGGCUUAGCGGCCAACAACUGCUUCAUCAUGGCUGCUAUGUCCUAUGACCGUUACACUGCCAUCCACAGCCCGCUGCAGUACCCCGUUCUGAUGACAAGGAAGAUCUGCUUCCAGCUCAUGGCAGCCUCUUGUGUGGUUGGGUUCCUGAUUUCUCUGUCCAUUGUCCUUAUAGUGUUUGAUCUGUCCUUUUGUCACUCCAAUACUAUCCAACACUUUUUCUGUGACAUCUCACCUGUAGUUCACCUUGCUUGUGAUUACACAUCCCAUCAUGCCCUGGCUAUUUUUGUGCUGUCUGCCUUUGUGCUGGUGGGCAGCUUUGUUUUAAUUAUGAUUUCCUACGUCUUCAUUGUGUCUGUGGUUGUGAAGAUGCCUUCUGUAAAGGGCCGGUACAAGGCCUUUUCAACUUGCUCUUCCCACCUCACAGUUGUGUCUAUGCACUAUGGGUUUGCUGGCUUUGUCUAUUUGAGGCCCAAGAGCAGUGAUGCCUUCUGUGAAGACAUGCUCAUGGCCGUGAGCUACACUGUGUUGACGCCUCUGCUCAACCCCAUCGUUUACAGUUUACGGAACACAGAAAUGCAGACAGCACUCAGGAAAGUCCUGGGCAGUGCAAUUAACAUUUUCCCUUGGUUGACAAAUAAAAAAGCCCUGGGUAUUUAA